CCCCUCGAGCGGCCAUCUUGGAAGCCGAGCGACGGUAGCAGCCGAGAAGCUGCGGCGGGUGCGGUGGGGCCGAGUCCCGGUGCGGGUGCGGCUCCUAGAACGGCCCCCCCUCUUCCGCACCCUGCUCUGGCGUCGACCACGGCGAAGCUGAACGCGGCGGCGGCCUCAGGGAGAGGUGCUGGGCGCUCGCUCGCGGGCUGCGCGGGGCCUAGGGCCCGCUCGUUCGCCCCGCCGGAGCCGGCCGCAGCGGCGGGCGGGGACUCGGGGGACUCCGCACGGCGGGUCCGGUUCGUUACGUCGCCUGCUGUGCCCCGACCCGGACCGGAGCGUCCCUUCGCGGACCCGAGGUGCUGGGCAAGUUGAGCUCUCUGGCCCACAUGGCUUCUGAAGCCAAGAACUUGGGGACAGUGCUUUCUGGAAGCAUUUCUUGGCCAUGCUGGACUGUAACCUUGUUCCUGGUGUGAGCAUUCUUGGAAGCAUCAGGCAAAAGCCCUUGAUUCUGCCAGAAAGAUGAGCAAUAACAGCAAUAAGAGAGCUCCAACAACAGCAACACAAAGGUUGAAACAGGACUACCUUCGAAUUAAGAAAGACCCGGUGCCUUACAUCUGUGCUGAGCCCCUCCCUUCAAAUAUUCUUGAAUGGCAUUAUGUUGUCCGAGGUCCUGAGAUGACUCCUUAUGAAGGUGGCUAUUAUCAUGGAAAACUAAUUUUUCCCAGAGAAUUUCCAUUUAAACCUCCAAGUAUUUACAUGAUAACCCCCAAUGGAAGGUUUAAGUGCAACACAAGGCUGUGUCUCUCCAUCACAGAUUUCCACCCAGACACAUGGAAUCCGGCGUGGUCUGUCUCCACCAUUUUAACAGGGCUUCUGAGCUUCAUGGUGGAGAAGGGCCCAACCCUGGGCAGCAUAGAGACAUCGGACUUCACGAAAAGACAGCUGGCAGCACAGAGUUUAGUGUUUAAUUUAAAAGAUAAAGUCUUUUGUGAAUUAUUUCCUGAAGUUGUGGAGGAAAUUAAACAGAAACAGAAAGCACAAGAUGAACUAAGUAGCAGGCCCCAGAACCUUCCCUUGCCAGAUGUGGUUCCUGAUGGGGAGAUGCACCGUGGCCAGAACGGGAUCCAGCUCCUCAAUGGGCAUGCACCUGCUGCCGGCCCGAACCUCGUUGGGCUCCCACAGGCCAACAGGCAUCAUGGACUCUUGGGCGGCGCUUUGGCGAACUUGUUUGUUAUAGUUGGGUUUGCGGCCUUUGCCUACACGGUCAAGUAUGUGCUGAGAAGCAUAGCACAGGAGUGAGGCUCAAGAGCCGCAGUCGACAGUUGCUGCUGAGGGACGCAGGGGCCAGAGCUUGGUGCAGGCGGAAUGGACAUGCUGCUGAGCACAGGAUGGCCUGCUGGACUCCUGGGCUUCACUUUUUAAAAACCUUAAAAAGAAAGCAAAAACCAAAAUGUGUGAUUGGGAGAUUGGAGAUUCUUACCUCCCUCCAGAGGCUGAUGUGGACAAGGGCCACUCACGCUUUGGUUUUAUUGCUUAUCUCCUGUGUUGUCUUUUGGACCUGUUUAGUAAACCUGUUUUUUUUUUUUCCAUUUUAUUAGAUUUCGUCACUUAAAAAAUAUAAAACUUUAAUGCCUAUCGAAUAAAUACUCUGUGUGUGUUCUUAGUGGAGGAGCUGAAGGCUUCAUGAUGGGGCCAGUGCUGCAAACCUCCAGUGGGGCUGAGUGGGGUAACAACCCUAGUUGGGGUCUAGGAGAGAAGUGAUUUGGCCUCAUUGUAAAACUCUGCAUAUGAAUGGGAAAAACUUUGAGAAAAUGCUUGUGCUGUUGUUAAGGUAGAAGAGUCAGCUUGCUCUCCCUGACCACAAACAGUGGCUGAGGACUCCAGUGAAGGCUUGGGCCGGUGGGGGAUGGUCCUGGUAUUACUGUCAGCCUUAAUACCUGUCCCUUCUUGCCGUAGAUGCUUGACUCUCCCUUAUGGCCAACAUCUUACCUUUUUAAUGUUUGUGUUUAAUGUAUCUGCAGUAGUUGUAUGGAAAGCUGACAUCUGUAAGGUACCAGAUGGAGGCAGUGACAUUGUAUAGAACAUCAGCCAUCACCAGGGGACCCAAAGAGACUCCUAAACCAACCUCAUUUUGGAGACCAGUGGUGAAGCUGAAGUGUAACCUGCGUGAUCGUUUUGGUUUAGUUCUGUAAUUUGUGAUUAGUAUAUGCCCUCUCCUGAAAAUGUUUUAGUUAUACCUUCAUUCUUAAACGCCAUGCUACCAGUGUUAAUGUUCUUCCCUGGUAGACUGAGCAAGAGUAACACCUGGCUUUGGGGAGGGGUAUGUCGCUGUUGCCAAAAGGUGGAUUGAUAAUCCAUGCCUGGGCCUGGGCCUGUGAAACCUGCGGCUAUUGGCUGAGAUGUGUCUAUGCAUGGCGUGGUGGCAGUAGGUGGAGCCCUGUAGACUUGAACUUCCUUUAGCACUAGAUCUCAGUUCUUCCCUGGCUGUGUAGUACUCUGUUGCACCUGGGUAACUGUUUAACAUCAGUUCCAAAAUUGCCUUGUUUCCUGAAGUUCUUAUAAGGCAGAAUGUUAGUUUACUUAACAUGUAGUGUUGUCUGUAUGUGAAAUCUUAAUUUAUUAUUAUUUAUUUCUGAGACAGGGUUUCUUUGUGUAGCCC
Messenger RNA from Microtus ochrogaster (prairie vole), 2650 nucleotides. RefSeq names its product ubiquitin conjugating enzyme E2 J2 (gene Ube2j2). Lineage: Eukaryota; Metazoa; Chordata; Mammalia; Rodentia; Cricetidae. The record is from RefSeq and is a predicted model, not a curated record.